AGUUGUACUGCACUGCACAGUGGAUCAACUGGGGUUAUGAGACGAGGCUGAGAUAUCAAUUGGGUUGCAUGAUUUGGAAAAAAAAAGGUUGCUCGUCUAUAUUGCGUACAUUAGUCCACCCCUGACAGCAGCUAGUCCACUAGCCUGUCAAUCCACAUUGCGCAAGCCUCUCUCUGAUUUGCAAGAUUGGCGGAGGCUCUUGUGAAUGCGAAGACCAAAUUUGGACACUAUCGAUCGUCACUGCUCUGCAACCAGUAGCCACAACUGCCGUCAUCUUGGGCGUUGCGAGUUUUCUCGCCAAAAGCAGUCGUUGCUGAGGGAGCAUCCCCUGAGAACCCGUUCAACAUGUUCAACAGGGGUCCGCCAAGCGAGCUGUCACGAAAGCCAGCCAAAGUCUGGAAACUUUCUCAUAUCAGCUUCUUGCAACGUCAAAACAAACAAAAACAUAGACAUAUCGUAUAUUAACUUGGAGGGCUGCAGCAAGUGUAGUUCAUCUGUGCCUCAGCAAGGAUCCCUCGACGACAAUGACCGAAAGGUAGGUUGGCGCAGCAGCCCUGCAAGAAUCACAUAUUGGUGGCCCCCGACAUCUUCGGUCCCGCACAAGCCGUGCAAAUCCACAUCAUCAACUCCAAGUCCGACAUGUCAUGCUAUGCGAACAGACCUCCACUUCCGUGCCAUGCACAAAUUGGGGAACUACGCCCGUAUUCCAGCUGCCAUGUGUCUCCGACUCCCCCGUAUGUGGAGUGUGAAAGGUACAAAUGCCGAACACAACGAGACAGUCGGUCAGCAAGUGCAGACAUAAAACCGGCCCCAGAGCGUUGGGUCUGACCACUCGACGCCUUGAUGCUCAGUUCAUCAUAUCCACAAAACGCGUCCAUGAACAUGAUGCUGGCAGUGCAUUAGUUGUCGCGCCUGUUAUGCACCAGGUCCAGACAGGUCAGGU
Molecule: messenger RNA, 943 nt
Organism: Aureobasidium subglaciale EXF-2481
Lineage: Eukaryota; Fungi; Ascomycota; Dothideomycetes; Dothideales; Saccotheciaceae
Exons: 1
Coding region: 206-802 (198 amino acids)
Source: RefSeq, a predicted model, not a curated record